Molecule: messenger RNA, 1333 nt
Organism: Aspergillus candidus
Lineage: Eukaryota; Fungi; Ascomycota; Eurotiomycetes; Eurotiales; Aspergillaceae
Exons: 2
Coding region: 365-1138 (257 amino acids)
Biological process (GO): exocytosis
Cellular component (GO): cell tip; Golgi to plasma membrane transport vesicle
Molecular function (GO): guanyl-nucleotide exchange factor activity
Source: RefSeq, a predicted model, not a curated record
CCUCGACUUCGCUUUUCCUUGUCAUCCACUCCAUCAUCCUUCUUCUCCCCCCCUCCCCUCUCUCUCUUCCUUACUUCCUGGAAGAUUACAGUAUGCAGGCAUAUGGAUGAUUUGCAUGCUAUAAAUCUAGUGGAAUUUUCUUUCAGCGAUUUCUUCCCUCUCUCGAAUCACACCCAGCCCAGCCUGCAACCGCCCUGUUUGUCUGCGACACGGAUCCGUUGCCCGUGAGAUCCUUUCAUUUCCCCAGCCCCAAUCGCCCAUUCUCCGGCGCUUACCUGGGUCUAUAUAUUCUCUGGAUCGCUUAUCUGUCUUCAUUUUUCAUCUGUUCGCCACUCGAUUAUAUCGUCGUUCGUGCUGGGAAAUAAUGUCGACAACUACCACCACCACCGCUCUCACGUCUACAACGCUAGUCGGCACGCUACCCACCAUGACCAAGGCUACCACCCCGUUGAACGGGGACACCGGCUGCCCGUCGUGCGGCCAGGAGGAGUAUCUCGCGCCGGGCGCCUUGCAAGAUGCCCGCCAGAAGGUGAAAGACCUGGAAGGGCAGGUGAAUGGGUUGAACACCCAAGCCACGCAAAUGGCCGAGAAAUUGGCCGAAUACGAGGAGGAAGUUCGCCGUCUACGCGCAAAUGGUGCGCCAGCCGCCUACACACCGACAAACGGAUCGUUCGCCUCGUCGGCGUCGUUGAACGACCUGGACAACCGAUCGCUAUCGCCCACCCAACCGCAGCCCCAGCAACAACAGGGUCGUCUAUCGACGCUGACGUCCUUCCUCCCCUAUCGCCGGUCCAGCGCGACUCCCGCGCCGCAGACUCAGGGACCUCUAUCGCCGCGACAGCCCUCACCACCGAGCCCGGACGUCACAGCUGCACUGCAGAAUCAACUCAACCGGGAACAGGACCUCCGUCGCGCCGCGGAGUCGCAGUUGACGCAGGCGCACACCGAACUCGAGGAGCUGACGGUGCAGCUGUUUAGCCAGGCCAACGAGAUGGUCGCGCAGGAGCGCAAGGCGCGCGCGCGACUGGAAGAACGAGUCGCCGUGCUGGAGCGUCGGGAUGUGGAGAAGCGUAAUCGUCUCGACCGGUUGGAGAAGGCGAUGGCUAGGGUAGAGCGCAUCCGAACGAUGGUUGGAUAGGCUCUUCCUUCCCUCAUUCUUCCUGCUUUUCCCGCUCUUGCUUUCAUUUUUUGCUUUGUUUCUGUCUCUUAUACCCUGGGUGUUAUUGGAAAUGGCCGACUGGGAUCUGUCGGCUUUGGAACGGACAUGAGACAUGAUUUGAUGGGCUCUGCUCUGGCCAUCAGUCAUGACGCUGUUAUGACCAGCAUGAAAAUG